Molecule: messenger RNA, 984 nt
Organism: Nakaseomyces glabratus
Lineage: Eukaryota; Fungi; Ascomycota; Saccharomycetes; Saccharomycetales; Saccharomycetaceae
Gene: TWF1
Product: twinfilin TWF1
Biological process (GO): actin filament depolymerization; barbed-end actin filament capping
Cellular component (GO): actin filament; cytoplasm
Molecular function (GO): actin monomer binding; actin filament binding
Source: RefSeq, a predicted model, not a curated record
AUGUCCAACCAAUCGGGUAUUCUAGCCAACCAAGCGCUGCUGGACGAAUUGAACAAGGACCUGGCCAACGCGGGCGUGGUCACGGCACGGAUAUCCAGUGACUCCACCGCUGUCGAGCUAGACAGGACGUACGCUACCGUCGAGGACUGUGUCAAGGCAUUGAGCGACGAACCUCUGUACAUCUUCUACCACGCACCGGCCACCGCUGAAUACCAGUUCAUCUCAUAUGUCCCUGACACCUCUGCGGUGAGAUCAAAGAUGCUAUAUGCGUCCACCAAGAACACCCUGGUGAGACAGAUCGGUACAAACUCAAUUGGCAAGCAGCUGCUGAUCACAGAGGCCAGCGAGCUGGCCGAUUUCGCUAAUAAUCUUGCCAAUGACAACGGCACUGACAAUGACGCACUCACAGAGUCAGAGCGCAGCGCCAGGGAGAUAGACGCCACUCAGAAGAGGGAGUUCUACUCUACUUAUAACUCAAUCUCCGGAAGACAGCUGGUGUCCCAGACUGGGGGUGGUCCAAACGUGUUGCAAUUUGACGUGAAAAUGAGUGACAAUGUCAAGCAGCUGCUGAAGGAGACCAACGUCGUCGCUUUCAAGAUCGACCUCUCUAACGAGGACAUCUCCGUGCUCAACAAGGAGAACAUCAGCAACCCUGAGGAUUUGAAGUUGAGCUCCGAACACCCUACUUACACUCUAUACAGGAACAACGAACUGUACUAUUUCAUUUAUUCCUGUCCAUCAGGAAGUAAAGUCAAAGAGCGUAUGUUGUACGCUUCAAACAAAUCAGGUUUCAUCAAGCAUUUAAAUGAAAAGGAAGGCAUUGAGUUCUCCAAUGUUAUAGAAAUUGGCGAUGCAGAUGAACUGGAACUAUCAUUGAUAUCAUCGGGGACCACACAGCAGUUGCAGUCUGAGGCUAGUAAGUCGGAUUCUAACUCCACUAGAAAGUUUAAUAGGCCAAGAGGACCCGGUGGCAGAAAAAGGUAG